Molecule: messenger RNA, 3144 nt
Organism: Coregonus clupeaformis (lake whitefish)
Lineage: Eukaryota; Metazoa; Chordata; Actinopteri; Salmoniformes; Salmonidae
Product: serine/threonine-protein kinase Sgk1-like
Exons: 9
Coding region: 179-1456 (425 amino acids)
Biological process (GO): protein phosphorylation
Molecular function (GO): ATP binding; protein serine/threonine kinase activity
Source: RefSeq, a predicted model, not a curated record
GCUCAGCGCACUGGAUAGGCACUUAUGACUGAUCGUUUUCUCGGGCAGGGCUCUCGCUGUACUCACUUUACGCAUGAAGUGGAGCCAUUGGUUCUAGAGCAACCAGCGUCUUCUCCAUAACGGAGCUCUCUAUUUCUACUGCUUGUUUUUUGCAAGUGGAUUUAUCUUUUUGUUCAAUAUGGCUGUUACGGAGGCUCCAUGCGACUUGUCUUAUUGCAAGAUGAGAGGAAUUGUGUCAGUUCUCACUGCUUUUAUCAAGGAGAGGAAAAUGGGCCUGAACGACUUAAUCUCGAAGUUGGUGUCAAACCCACAUAUCUGUCAACACUCUGAAGUUGACUUCCUCAAGAUCAAUGAGAACCAGAAUGAAGAGCUGGAUGAUGAUGAACUUCUGAAUCCAAUGUUCCUGACCUCCCCCAGAAGCUCACUGGCUGAGGAGUUGGCGAUCAAACCAUGUGAUUUUGACUACCUGAAAAUCAUCGGCAAAGGGAGCUUUGGGAAGGUGCUGCUGGCUCGACACAGGGACAGCAACGAGUAUUACGCCGUCAAGGUUCUACAGAAGAAAAUCAUCUUGAAGAAGAAAGAGCAAAAGCAUAUCAUGGCGGAGCGAAGUGUCCUGAUGAAGAAUAUCAAACAUCCUUUCCUGGUGGGGCUGCACUACUCCUUCCAGACUACUGACAAACUCUACUUUGUCCUCGACUACGUGAAUGGAGGAGAGCUGUUCUACCAUCUCCAGAGAGAGAGGGUGUUUCUAGAACCCAGAGCCAGGUUCUACGCUGCAGAGAUCGCCAGUGCUCUGGGAUACCUCCACUCCCUGCAUAUUGUUUACAGAGAUCUGAAGCCUGAGAAUAUCCUGCUAGCCUCUACAGGCCACAUCGUCCUGACAGACUUUGGCCUCUGCAAAGAGGGCCUGACGCCCACUGGGACCACUAGCACCUUCUGUGGAACCCCAGAGUACCUGGCCCCAGAGGUGCUGCAGAAGCAGGCGUACGACCGCACAGUGGACUGGUGGUGCCUGGGCUCAGUGCUGUACGAGAUGCUCUACGGACUGCCACCCUUCUACAGUCGUAACACAGCUGAGAUGUACAGCAAUAUCCUGAACAAGCCUCUGAUACUGAAGCCUAACGUGUCCAACUCAGGCAGGGAAAUGUUGGAGGGACUCCUGCAAAAGGACCGCACCAAGAGGCUGGGAGUGAAAGACGAUUUUAUGGAGCUGAAGUGCCACAACUUCUUCUCACCCAUCAACUGGGAUGACCUGAUGGCCAGGAAGAUCACACCACCUUACAUUCCCUCAGUGAGCGGGCCCACGGACCUCAGGCACUUUGACCCAGAGUUCACCCACCUCCCUGUGACCUCGUCGCUGUGCAACACGGACGGCCUGAUGGUGACCAGCAGCAUCAAGGAGGCAGCUGGAGCCUUCCCAGGCUUCUCUUAUGGGCCUGCUGACGGCUUCAUGUGAAGGAGUCCUCUGUCCACCUCUAUCCUCAUCACCUCUGUAGAACAAAUAAAACACAGAGAUACACGUACUGUAUGAGUGAUGUGGGAGGUGUGCAUGACCCGCUAAUAAGGCUCCUGAGAGGAAAAGGGGGUCUAGAACUCCAGAUCUUGUGGGAUUGUUGCAUGAGGGGUGUACAUUGCACGGGACUCCAAUCUUCAACGCCAACGAUCCUAACCUACCUGAUGCAAAAGUGUGCCAAGGUGGGACAUCGUUUUUUUCUUACCACAGGGAGAAAGGACAUUUCUCUCUAAUCGCUGUGGACCACGACCACUGUCAGAAGAAAAGAGUGAAGUGCCUGAAGUUUCAAGUUAGCGAGAACAGAGAGCAGCACUGUACCAGCAGGGUUGUAUCAAACACAAAAGACUGUCCAGUCUGUUUAGACCUAUGACCCCUGGCGCUAGCUGUAGAGGGCCUUGCCUUCCUGAUCAUUCUGUAUAUAUUGAAGACUUACAUUGUCACAAUGCAUUUGUUGUCAUUUGUUGUGUGAAUGCUGGAUUGCACUUGAGGCAUUAAGGGUGAUGAAGGUGAUUGCAUUGCUUAAGCAUCCACUCUGUCUCUUGUUCAGCUGCAUAUCUGUUCACCCCUGAAAAUCGUAAUAUGAAUAUCUGUUCACCUUCAAAAUAUUAAUAUUAAUAUCUGUUCACCAUCACAAUCCUAUUAGCUAAACAAGUAGGAAAACACCAGAAUGGAUCAACAUGAAAUACGUUUGUUUUGGAUCAAAUAGGGUACUAUGGUACAAUCUGAACUCAAUUCUACCGCGUGACCAAUUUUUCUCCACAUGCAGAAAAUGUUGGGGCAAAAAAAUUACAAUGUGUAGAAAGCAGACACAAAAUAUUUUAUUUUUUACAAGAAAUCUGCAAUAUAAUUUCAUGUUAUAUUAACUGAAUCUGACCAAAAAGUCCAUUGGUUUUCCAUUUCCAGGUACUGUUCAUCUUAAUACUAUAUAUCCGUCCCGAGUAAUUACAAAGCACUCUUUUAAAAACAUGUUUUUCACUUGGCUCCUUAACAGAAAGCAAAUAGAAAUAUAUUACCAAGCUCUAAACAAUUUAUACAUCUAAAAAGAAAUGUACUCCCUAAGUGGGAAAAACCCUGUCUUAUUUUCUAACCUAUCUUCUUCUAAUACCUGCACUUUACACAUUUACCCACCUAAGACUGUGUUGACAACUUGUGUUGACAUGCUGUUUGUAGAACUCAUUCAUAUAUUUGUAUCAUAAAUACAGAAAAUGGGGUAAAUGAUUUUACCAGCAAUACUAGGUCUUCUGCAGUAAUAGCACAUAUUAUAUCAAUCAUUGUUAUUCUCGUGAGUGAAAGUGAUUGCUGUUUUGCUGGCAAAACACUAGAUAAUCCCAUUAGAUUGUUAUGUACUGUAUACCCAUUUGCAUCGUGUACAGAACUCCUGCUAGAUUGAUAGGAAGGUACUGUGAAUGUCUUUCAUUUAAAGUGUGCCUGUCUGUCCCAGCCAUGUUAGGAUAGGAAGUCCUGAUCCAUAUGUGCGUAUCUAUUUAUUCCCUGUUAUCCUCAUGGUCUAGAUCAGUGUUUCCCAAACUCGGUCCCAAACUCUGUAUUUUUUGCCCUAGAACUACACAGCUGAUUUAAAUAAUAAUAAUAAUAUGCCAUUUAGCAGACACUUUUAUCCAAAGCGACUUACA